Molecule: messenger RNA, 5990 nt
Organism: Monodelphis domestica (gray short-tailed opossum)
Lineage: Eukaryota; Metazoa; Chordata; Mammalia; Didelphimorphia; Didelphidae
Gene: BLOC1S5
Product: biogenesis of lysosomal organelles complex 1 subunit 5
Cellular component (GO): transport vesicle; BLOC-1 complex
Source: RefSeq, a predicted model, not a curated record
CGCCCAGAAAUGACGCCACAAAAUAAAUAAAUAAAUAAAAGUGCGGGAGGUGCGAAAGAGCACCGGGCAAGCGCAGUUCCCCUGUUCGACUGUAAAGGCGGUUCUUCUUUUGAAGGUAUGAGCGGCGGAGGGAUCGAGACCCCUCUGGGAGGCGAGGCCGCCCCGACCCCCGCCGUAGUCCCGGUGGGAGGCAGGAAACGGGACCCGCAGGGACCUGCUAGCUCUCCAGUUCACCUCAUUAUCAAGGAUCUGGGAGAGAUUCAUUCUAGACUGUUAGAUCAUCGACCAAUUAUUCAAGGAGAAACACGUUUCUUUGUGAAAGAAUUUGAAGAGAAACGGGGCCUUCGAGAAGUGAGAGUUCUUGAGAAUUUGAAGAAUGUGAUCCAGGAGACAAAUGAACAGAUCCUUCCUAAAUGUAGAGAUACAAUGCAUGACCACUUGAGUCAGGCUCUCCAGAAAUUGCAAGCAGCUACCCAUUUAGUCCAUAAACUUCAACAGAAGGAGCAGGAACAAAGAAAGCUUCAUAAUCACCACUUGUUGAUUAGUGAAAAACAACGCAUAACCCAAUGGGAAGAUUUCAUGAAAGAGCAACACAGCAAACAGUCUGCAGUGGAUGAAGAGCACAAAAAAGCCACAGAACGCCUUAAAGAACAAUAUGCUGAGAUGGAGAAAGAUCUAGCAAAAUUUUCAUCUUUUUAAGAGCUUGAAUAACAAAAAGAAUACAAAAACUUUUCUUUCCACUGUGCCAAAAACAACAACAACAACAAACCAAAUCACCAUACUUAUUUGUCCUCUGUUACAAACUUAGCAAUAUGUUUUGGUGGUAAUGUUAUUUCGAAAACUGAUAAUAAAGAUAAAAACCUUUGCUAGAGAUCAGAUUUAAUGUUCAUAAUAAAAGGAAAAUAGUCCCAUAUGCCUCUAACUUUAAGUGCCUCUGUACAACUAUUUAGGUGGGGAAGUAGUAGGAAGAAUGGUAUAAAUUGAUUCUUAGACCCUCAGAAAUUACAGUCUAUCCAUGGUCACUGAAAAGAUAAGAAAAUGACAAAUGUAGCAGAAUUCUCAGGCUGUGAAAGAUAAUCUAAUUCAUUCUCAUAUAUGAGUUAGUAUUAGAUUAUUAUACUUGUUUAGACAAUGUAUUCAACUAAUUGCCAGUCAGCCGCAGACUAUAAGAGGGGAAUACAUAUUGUUCUUAUGUAAAUAAUGUUCGCAAACUACUAUAUUUGAAAAAGAGCUUGUAUUAAAGAAUUGAAAAUCAAAAUAAUUUCAGCAACAGUGAUGUCUCAGUAGGACAAUAAACUGCCUAUUUUAGGGUAUUAGUGUAAACUGCAGUCAUAGCAUGACCACAUAUUCUAGGGGACUAAGACAGCAAGAUUAUCUCUUACAAAGACCAGUGGCCUUUUACAAUGUAAAAUUUUGAACUUUCAAAAUUUAAGGAAGAGCUUACCAAAAAAUCUGGUUAUGCUUUUUACCCUUUUCAAGAAUCAUGGUCUUACCCAUAGCAUUUACCUCAUUAUAUGUCUGUUUUGCAGGGAAAUCAGCUUUUUAGGUUAAAUACUAUCUGCACAUUUUACAGCUCUUUAAGUAAUUAGUGCAUCUGGGACUGUAUGUAUAUUCUGGCUUUUGAAGAACCAGAAGUGUUGGGCUUCAUGGCUAAAAAGGCCAUCUUAGAUAUCAAGAUGUUUUUAGCAAUAAUGUGUAUUCCCAUUAGCAAAUAUAUUAUGAUAUAAAAUGUACAAAUGCUGUCAUCACUGUGAUCCUUAAAAUAUGCAUUUAACAAUUUUUCCUGGAGAAUGUAAGUUAUAUUUCUUUAUUUAAUCCAAGUAAAUUAAGAAGAAAUCAAAUGCAAUAAUAAUAACAGAAGGAUAUAUGUUGCUAGUGAAUGCUAAAGCAUGGAUAAAUAUCUCAAAUAAUAUUUAUAACUGCUAUUCAGUGAAGAAGGGAACCAGAAAAAAAAAAUUCCAACUCUCUUGUUAUCUCAGUGUUGUGACUACAUAAAAUCGACAAUGGUUGCCUGUGUAAAUUUAUGGCUUGGUGUCAAAGCUCCAUUCUUGGCAGCAUGUUGAAAAUGUGAUUAAAGUUAGUAGAGGAGACAGAAUAAGUAUUUGAGAUUUCUUUCAAUAACACUGAACUUCAGCCAACUUUCUCUGUCCGCUACCGUAAGCCUGACAGGUUCAUCAAUCAUCCUGUGGUACAUAGAGUAAAAAGAGUCCUUGCCGACAGUAAGGCAUGUUGGAAUUUUGUUAAUUCUCUUUAGUGGAUGGGGGGAAAAAAAACAUAGCUCUAAAAUAUCCCACACAUGAGAAGUAAGGAAAACCUUAAAUAAAAAUCCCUUUUUGAAUGGAAGGUGGUUUCUGGAAUGUCUUUACAUGUUAGUACAUCCAAUGGUGAAUGGAUGCUGUAACUAAGAAAUUGGGUCUGUGUGCUUCAUCAAGAAUAUACUAAAAAAUAUAAUCGGCUGACUAGAGUCCAAUAUUUCUGUUAGCUUAUGUUCAAGCUCAGUUGAAAUGAACUUACUUUACCUUACACAAAUUCCAGAAGAACUUCUAAUCUAAAAUCAUAUGACAAGAAUUUUUAACAUUCAGGAUUAAAAACACAAAAUAUAUUCUUUGUAACAACACCUGGUCACAUCUCAUUUUCAUUAGUGUUCAUUGAUGAAUGAUGACUUCCUAGUAGUAGACGCUAUCCCUUCUAUUGUCCAGAAUGACCAAAUCUUUUUUGGACCAUACUAUAGACAACAAGACAAUAAAAACAAAAAGUUCCAGUAAUUUAUCUCAGAUUUGGCAAAAAGGGAGAAAAAAGGCAAGUUAUAUGCAAAAGCAAAAUUUUUGAUGUAUUUUUUUGUGGUAAACAAAGUGAUUUAAUAAAAACUACUAAAGGACUACCUUUGCAAUCUAAAAACAUAACUAUGCUAUACUACUAUAUCCACACAUAUCUCAUAGACUUCAGCUAAUAGUAAUUCCUUCAUGUCAUUGAUAAUGCCUUAUAUAUUAUAUAAGACUGUUUUUGGUUUUAUUACUAUUUGUAAGCAGGUGGUAAGGAAGUGGAACAUGGGCAGCAUUGUAUCCUUCUGCUCAUAUCCUUUACAAUUUUUGACCCUUUCUAGGUUCUUUGGGUUAUCAUUGUGUUUGUGGUAUUAUCACUUCCAAGUAAUAUGAAUCAUAGUAUCAUAGAUUUAAAACUAGAACAGACCUUAAAGAUGAUUAUCAAGUACAACUGCUUCAUUUUGUAGAGGAGGAAACUGAGGCCAGAAAGACUAAGUGACUUACAUGUCACUUAGCACUUAGUACUUAAUUGGCAGAGGUGGGGUUUCAUAUAAUUUUCAUCAUAUCAGUAUACAGACUGAAGUGCUGUAGAACCCUUAGGUACCUAAAUACCAAAAAGAAUUUUUCUCUUUGCUUUCAAAAGGACACUAAUUUUGCAUGUAAGAAAGCCUCCAUCUACUCAUUGAAGCAUUUUAAAUGUUGGAGCUUGUGCCAUUAAUAUAGCUGUAGACAUUUAGGGCUAGGGCUAUAUAUUUUUGUCUCAAGAAGGAAGGUAGCAAGUAAAAUAUUUUUAAAUAUUUUCCAUCAAAAACUUGGAGGCCAUUUAUCUAAUGCUUUGCUGAGUUUCUCAGAAAAACAAGCAUCUCAUAAUUUUCAAUAGCAUUAUAUGAAUUGAAGCAUGUAGCAAGUAUUAUGCCCACUAUAAAAAUGUUAUUUAAUUACUGAAUAGUUGUAACCCGAUGUUAUAUAUGUGUCAUUGGUGAAUUGGGAAAUAGAACCUAGAUUUGUUAAUAUACUGUGCUUUAUAUGUAAUCCUCUUCUUCCUCCACAAUUACUAGACCAUGCUAUUUUUGAAUGGCAUAACUAACAACAUCAAAACUAUAUAGGUUUUUGCAUAGAUUAAAAUGUUUACUUCUCUUCAUAAAAGAAGAUCCUGUAAAACUAUUCCAAAGACAUCAAAUAUUAAAUGUGUUCCAUAAACAAAGGGAAAAUGCAUGUAGAUUUUUGUAAGAGGAUGCAUUUCUAUUAAAAAAAAAUAAGUCUUGUUCUCAGCUUAUAUGCAAAACUGUUUUAUCAUCCCACCCCAGUCCUGCCAAAACUGGAUUUUAGGUUUUGAAAGAAUAGGAAAGGCCUCUUCCUUAUUGUGCUGUUCAUGUUUUACUGUCCAAAAGAAGAUUCAGAAAAAAUAAGCCGGACCAUAGAAAAAGGCCUGUUCAUCUUGAAAACACAUUUAGCUAAUGUGCAUUUAUCUUGAUUUUAAACUGGUAUUUUCCACUCAGCUUUUGGAAAAAGAUUUUACAGAAAGACUCAUGCAUUGGAUGUUCAAUAAAUGUUUUGGAUGAUGAUGAAAGAAAAAUAAUCAUUAGUAAGUCGCAGACCUAUUGAUAAAAGCAAAUUAUUUCCAACUUGGUUUAUCUCUAAAGAUAGGGUAAAAGCACAAUGGUUUAGGUCAUAAACUUUAGCAUAUUAAGGUGAGUAUAUAAAAAAUGAAACCUCGCAUUUGGUUCUUUUUUUGCAGAAAAAGGAAAAUGCUUAGGAAAGAGGGAGAUAUUGUCCACUGACUUAGUAAGUCAUGAAGAAACCACCAGUAUUGUGUAGUUCUCAAAUAAUACUUCACAUUUCUCAAAUUCUGAGUGAAAAUUAGAGAAAAUUUUAUCAAAGCAGAAGAUUCUUUUUUAGUUACCUAAUUUUUUUCAUUUACAGAAGCUUUCUCAGACUACACACAUAGAGAAAGGUGGUGUCUGAAAUUCAGCCAUUCAGUUAUUAAAAAUAAUAAAAUAAUACAUUUUAAAUGUGGAAAAUAGUAUGGGGUACAUGUUUUUUGCCAUCUCUCCUCAAAAUAAGUGAGCAUGUUUGCUGUUAAGUUUUCCAGGAAAAUUUCACCUUUAAAUUGAGACCAAGCUUGGAAAAUUUCGGCCCUCAAGGCAGAUGUUUCCAACAGUUGUGAUAGGUGUGACUUCUGAGAGAGUUUCAUAUGAGGCAUUAACUAUAUGGUAUAUUGUGUUGAAAAUGCCAAGAUGACAAAAUUUUCAGUCAUGGUAAUCUAUUCUUGUUUAUUUUUAUGGCAUUAGCUGUACUUGUUAAGAUUGCAGUAGUGCAAAGAAAAACAUAAAUCCUCUCUUCUUAGAUUCAAUACAGUUAUUUUCCUUUAAAAUAACAGAUAAAGAGUUAAAAUAUUCAAAUUAUCAUUUCAGUUCCUAACAUUAAAUAUAAAGUUAGCUAUUUUUCAGGGUUGUGUUGUUAAAAUACUUUUUUCAAGAAGUACCUCCAUAAGAAUUCUGCCACAAAAGAGAGAAAAAGUUUCCUCUGUUAUCUACUGUAUGUUCUAUCAAGAAAUUAUUUGCAAAUGUUUUUAAGGGUUAAAGUUUUGUUUUUAACUUGAAAUUUGAAAUUUGCAGCUAAAACCCAGCAGGUGUCACUGUGUUGACAAAAAUUUUCCCUAUCUAGUAUGUCUGUGACUACACAGUGGAAAUGUUAGGAAAUAUAUGAUUUUGCCAGAUUUCAAAAUGAGUUAAAAUACCAUUCUCUGGACAAGAAAAAGAUAAAAACCUGGAAUGUACUAUAUAUAUUUUUUGAAGUUGUUUAGUAAUUUCAUUUAAAGUUGUCCUUUUUCCCCCAGGAACUUAAAUAUGUACAAACAUUUUCUACCAGGAUAUACAGCAUGAAAAAAGUUUAUAAACUUAUGUUAUUGUACUUUCUGUAAUAGUUCUAGAUAUAGUUUUAAAUCUAUUUAAUGUCACAUGCCCAUAUAUAACCAUGUUAAACUCUUUACUAAUUUCAUAUUUUAAUUCAACUUACAUUAAUAACUAUAUUGACAGCAUAGCAUAGUAGAUAGAAUAUUGAGUUUGAAUCAGGAAGCCCUGAAUGAAAUCCUACCUUGGGUAAAUGACUUUAGACAAAUCAUGUAACCCCUGUGUGUCUCAUGAACUUUCCAAAUACUUCUUAGACACAUUAAAAAAGGGAAAAAAACCUUGUAAGACAAUUAAAGAAGUUUAUUCUAUUCAGGAA